GUGACUGCUGAAGCGACCAGCCCCUACGUCAAACGAUCGCGCCGCUCUUUUGCGGAGCCUCCUUGUAGGACCGCCCCUCCGAGCCGCGCCAGCCAAGGCUUCCUGACCUCAAGCCAAUCACCAUGACAUCUCCUCUGUGCUGGGCAGCCGGGACCAAUAAUGUGACUGUCCAGGAGCAAGUCUCAACUCCGUCUUCCAAAGCCAAGGGCAGUAAGGUUCAGGGCCACCGAGGCAAGGCUUUGGGCCGGGCACAGGCAUGGCCUACACAGCGUCUCAAGUCGGGAACUUCCUACCAUUUGAUGAAGUCUUCCGUGCACGCACAGAUGCUUGAGUUACAAAGGAAAAUCCAACUGUUAGAGGGUGACCGGAAGGCCUUUUAUGAGAGCUCCCAAUGGAACAUGAAGAAGAACCAAGAUACCAUCAGCCAGCUUCAAGAGGAGAUCAAGGCUCUCCACAUGCAGCUAAAAGACCUGCUUCAGGGAGAUUCCAAAGUGGUCCAGGCAAUCAUUCAGGAAUGGAAGUCAGAGAAGCCUUACCUGAAGAACAGGACUUGUGAGGAGGCCCUGGAGCACCUGGAGCACCAGUUGAGGGAUAAGACGAACCAGCUGAAUGCUUUGCGACACCAGGUGACGCUGCGACAGAAGCGUCUGGAGGAGCUGAGGCUGCAGCACAGCCUGCACCAGCUGGAGACGGCAGAGGUACAAGACAACAACACAGAGGCUGCCAAGACCAUGCGCAACCUGGAGAACCGGCUGGAGAAGGCCCGGUUGAAGGCAGAGGAAGCAGAGCACAUUACCAAUGUAUACCUGCAGCUCAAGUCUUACCUCCAGGAAGAGAGUCUCAACCUGGAAAACCGGCUGGACUCCAUGGAAGCUGAGGUGGUGAAGACCAAGCAUGAGGUAGUAGUAGAGCUGAAAGUGGUGAAUCAAGAGGCUCUAAAUGCCCGGGACUCGCCAAGCCAGCUGCAGUACCUGGAGGAGACUGCCAUCCGAGACCGCAAGAAGCGUGAAUACUUCAUAACGGACUGCAAGAAGCGGGCAGAAGAGAAGAAACUUCUGACAGAGCGCAUGGAGCGCAAGACACACCGAGAGCACGUCCUGCUACAGUCGGAAGACACCAUCCAGGACCACCAGCGGCACAAGGAGGAGGAGCUUGAAGCAACGCUGGGCAUGUACCAGAUGGAAGUGAUGUUCGGCAAGGUCAAGGAUGCCACUGGAGUGGCUGAAUCGCACGCGGUGGUGCGAAGGUUCCUGGCCCAGGACGAGACCUUCACGCAGUUAGAGACUCUCAAGAAGGACAACGAGCAGGCGUUGGUGAGGUUGAAGGAGGAGAAGCAGCGGCUCCAGAGAGAGCUGGAGAACCUCAAGUACUCCGGGGAUGCCACACUGGUGAGUCAGCAGAGGCACCGCGACUCGAUGCAGGAGACACUCAAGAAAGAGGAGCAGCGACGCAACGUCAUCCAGGACCAACUGGAUCGCACCUUGCGAACUCUCCAGUUGGCCAAGGACUGCCUGGAGCACUUGGCCAGCAAACUGAACCACGUGAUAGUGGAUAAUAGCCUUUUGGCAGGAAAGAAGUUAGAUCCAGACACAGAGGACUAUGUGUCCAAUCUGCUGGUUGUUGUCGAGGAAAAAUUGCUGAAACUACAGGGGCAAGUAGAGAGUCAUGACAUACCAGAGAUGCUGCGACACAUCACAGAACGAGAGUUCCUGGCCACGUUAGAAGGAAAACUGCCCCUCUACAACACCCGCAUCCAUCUGCCCGUUGCCAGUGUCAAGGACAAGUUCUUUGAUGAAGAGGAGAGUGAGGAGGACGACCGUGAUGUGGUGACCCGUGCUGCCUUCAAGCUUCGUUCCCAGAAGUUAAUCGAAGCCCGCAGUAAGAAGCGCAAUAGGUCGCGCAGGUCCUAGACUGGCAGUCACAUCCCUUCGGAUGCCUCCUGGCCUCUAGGGAGCCCUCCGACCCUCUGGAGCUACCUACCGGUGUGGCCUCGAGGCUCCUUCAAGGGCUGAAGGAGGCUUGACGUGGGAGCACCUCAGGCCGGCAGCGCCCGGAGGAGAAGAAAGGUCGAGCCAGAAGUUCCCACAGUAAAUCUCUUGAGGCGGGUUAGAGCCCGCCUCAGAAUCGCGCAAUAAAGGUCACAGAUCAA
Molecule: messenger RNA, 2149 nt
Organism: Arvicola amphibius (Eurasian water vole)
Lineage: Eukaryota; Metazoa; Chordata; Mammalia; Rodentia; Cricetidae
Gene: Odad3
Product: outer dynein arm docking complex subunit 3
Biological process (GO): outer dynein arm assembly; cilium movement
Cellular component (GO): cilium
Source: RefSeq, a predicted model, not a curated record